UCUCCUUUCGCCAACCCAUUUUUGGACACCGCUCUGUCUCCGACACCGAGUGGCCCUUCUCCCAGUUUUGCCUAUAAAAAUCAGCUGAGCCCAGGCCACUGUAUCAGUAAAGGUUUAGAUCCAGUAUUUCUUCCCUCUUCUCCACUCGUCCGGUUGCCGGUUGAGCUCAGCACACAGACCAGCCUCCCCUCUCUCGUCGCCUCUCUGUCUCUCAGGAAAGGGCUCGUUUCGGUGCUCGAACCCAGUCCCCUCGUGGUGACAUCUCCAUUUUGCGGUUUUCUGUCCAGCCUCCUUGCGCGUCUGUACGGUUCCGCCGGCAUAGUCGGUAUGCCUUUCUCUCCCAAUCGGGUUUUAGCAUCGUUUGAGGCGUCUUCCCAUUUCGGGCAUUCUGCUCAGCCUUCGCAGUCGGAGCCGGACGUGAUACAACAAGCCCAAUCACAAUCGGGCAAUACAUCAAUGCAAAAUGCAGACGUAACUGACCGCAUGUGCGCAUCACGAUUUACAUUUGCACACGGGCCGACAUGUGUAACGACCCGUCUGCAGAAAGCCUCCUGA
Messenger RNA from Protopolystoma xenopodis, 555 nucleotides. The record is from the annotation of a GenBank genome assembly. NCBI's taxonomy places the organism in Eukaryota, Metazoa, Platyhelminthes, Monogenea, Polystomatidea, Polystomatidae.